AUGGCCGAAGACAAGCCCAAUUGCAAGGUCGUCCUUGCCAACAACAUUGCCAAAAGUCUUCUGGAGGAAGUGAGAGAUGGCUUGAGCAAGAUUGAGCGAAAGCCGCUCCUUGUCGGGUUCCUUUCGAGCUCCGAUCCCGCUGCUCGUGUAUAUGCUGAGUGGACAGGCAAGACGUGUACUGAAAAUGGCUUUGCUUUCGACCUCCGCGAAGUCGACCGUGAACUCCUCGAGGACGCCCUCAUCGAUGCGAACAACGACGACAAGAUUGUCUCCAUCGACAAGGACGUUGAGGGUUUGUCGCAUCGCUACAUUUUCAACAUGUACCAGAACAUUCGCUUCUUGGACCCGGCGAACACCAAGAAGAGCAUAUUGCCAUGCACACCGCUGGCCGUAAUCAAGAUUCUUGAGUACUUGAGGAUAUACAACACCAUUCUCCCAUAUGGCAACAGGCUGCACGGACGCACAAUUACCGUGAUCAACAGGAGCGAAGUCGUUGGAAGGCCACUGGCAGCGCUGCUAGCGAACGACGGCGCCUGCGUGUAUAGCGUCGACAUCAGCGACGUCCAAGAAUUCACAAGAGGAGUCGGCCUCCGAAAGCGGAGACACGAAGUCGUCGACAAGCCUGGCUGGACUUUGGACGACUGCUUGCCGCUCAGCGACGUAGUCAUCAGUGGAGUACCUGGCGACAAGUACAAGGUCCCACUAGAGAAGAUGCGGGACGGGGCUGUAUGCAUCAACUUUUCCAGCGAGCGCAACUUCACGCCUGAGGUCAAAGAGAAAGCUUCAAUAUACGUACCUGCCAUCGGCAAGGUCACCAUUGCGGUACUGUUGAGGAAUUUGCUAGUAAGUCUGCAGUCAAUCGGCAUUAGAACCCGCUAA
Molecule: messenger RNA, 879 nt
Organism: Parastagonospora nodorum SN15
Lineage: Eukaryota; Fungi; Ascomycota; Dothideomycetes; Pleosporales; Phaeosphaeriaceae
Exons: 3
Coding region: 1-879 (292 amino acids)
Biological process (GO): purine nucleobase biosynthetic process
Cellular component (GO): cytosol
Molecular function (GO): methylenetetrahydrofolate dehydrogenase (NAD+) activity; methylenetetrahydrofolate dehydrogenase (NADP+) activity
Source: RefSeq, a predicted model, not a curated record